AUGCCGUCCAGCUUUGCUAUGACCAGUAGCAAAUUCGAAAUGCUGUACUGGGAGGCAGGUCUCGAAGCUGACCAACUAUACCAGAGUCACGACACAGCUGUCUGCCGCGCCACAGCCUCAGCGUUCCAGGCAUUUGUGCAUCGUGGUGAUUGGGCCGAUCCCAUCUACCAUCGGGGUGAAGCGGCGUUUGACCGCGGCGAUCUGUCGACUGCGAUGCAUGCCUGGUCGAUGGCAGCUGUGGCUGGCAUAGAAGAAGCCCAAGACAAUAUGGCGCAGAUUUUCGACCAAUUUACCACUUGGGCUCACAAGCCGGAGAAACGCUCGACUGACGCUCUGGCACUCACAUAUUGGGCGCAAAGUGCUCUGCAAGGCAGCACGCUCGCACGAUCCAAAAUAUGUGACUACAUUCUGUUCGGCCUUGUGCCUGGUAGUCACGCUCAGGCUGCACGCUGCUACCGUUCUCAGGUGGAUGGAUCGAGCGAUCUGACAAACAAGUGGCGCCUUGCACGGCUGUAUGAGGAUGGCGCGGAUGGAUUUGAGCGUGACUUUCCACUCGCGAAGCGCUUGUAUGAUGUCAUUCUAAUGCAUCACGACAUGUUAAAAUUAACUGUGUCGCUUGUACUGUUCCGAUUGCAUGUCAAAGCAUUUUGGGCUAUGCUGUCGGGCGAUAUCACUGCGCAGCGCUUGUUUACAUCCUACUUGCCUACCUUUUCUCUGAUUCCUACGGUUCACUUUUCUGCUGACCUGAUUUUCGACAUGGUUCUUUUUCUUGUUGGCGCCGGUGGUCUGGUUGCGCUUCUGCUGAUGCGCCGCCACAUGCAAGGACGCAUGGCCGAGGCUGACCAGGCAUUUCAACGGGCACGUGCAUUGCACUGA
Messenger RNA from Malassezia globosa CBS 7966, 876 nucleotides. RefSeq lists its product as uncharacterized. Gene Ontology annotation, molecular function: protein binding. Gene Ontology annotation, biological process: ERAD pathway. The record is from RefSeq and is a predicted model, not a curated record. The transcript has a single exon. The coding region runs from base 1 to 876 and encodes 291 amino acids. Lineage: Eukaryota; Fungi; Basidiomycota; Malasseziomycetes; Malasseziales; Malasseziaceae. Gene Ontology annotation, cellular component: endoplasmic reticulum membrane.